Messenger RNA from Blepharisma stoltei, 372 nucleotides. Lineage: Eukaryota; Ciliophora; Heterotrichea; Heterotrichida; Blepharismidae. The record is from the annotation of a GenBank genome assembly.
AUGAAAAAAAUAAUUCUCCUUCUAUUUAUCUCUGUAUACAUUCAAGCAUACUCAGUCCCACCUUUCAGGAGCCAAUGGAAUGAAUGUGAAUCUGAUUUGGACUGUCCAGUUAUUGAUUGUAUGACAUACCCAUGUGAUACGUUCGUCUGUGAGGACAACAAGUGUUCAGUGAAGAGACCUAAAGAAGCUUGCGUCGUUGGAGGGUGCUCAGGCCAACUUUGCAUCAGAUAUGGUGAAUCUGGAAUUUCAACAUGCGAAUGGAGAGAAGUGUAUGGGUGCUAUAGUGAAUAUGGAAACUGCACCUUAAUUGAUGGAAAAUGCCAAUGGGAGCCCACUAAAGAACUUAUGACCUGCAUCAACGAUAGAAGCUAA